This is a messenger RNA of Stegodyphus dumicola, 1269 nucleotides long. It is a transcript of the gene Sbp2, whose product is annotated as SECIS-binding protein 2. Gene Ontology annotation, molecular function: ribonucleoprotein complex binding; mRNA 3'-UTR binding; selenocysteine insertion sequence binding. Gene Ontology annotation, cellular component: mitochondrion; ribonucleoprotein complex. The record is from RefSeq and is a predicted model, not a curated record. NCBI's taxonomy places the organism in Eukaryota, Metazoa, Arthropoda, Arachnida, Araneae, Eresidae.
AGUCUAUAUUUUUACUUUUAUAGGUAGAAAUGGAAAACCUAACAAUUAUGAAAAAGUAUUGUGCCAAAGAAGUGGGGCUGAAAGCAAAUAUAUGCAGCAAUAUCAACCCAAUGCUCAAAAGUUUCUCCCUGACAAAAAUGAAUUUCCAUCUCUAACCGAAAUUUCACAGAAAAAUGAUUUUAAAGAAAAAUUUCAUAAUGUUCCUGGAAAAAAUUGUAAUUAUAAUAAAACAAAUUUCUCGUAUUCAGAUAAGUUAAAAGUGCCACUGGAAAAGAACAGAUGUGUUGAUAACUUUUAUGUCAACAAAUGUGGAAAUGUACAAAAUCAUACUAUUGAAAGGAAAACACUUGGCAUGUCUUCCCAGCAUGUUGCUUUGCAUAACAGUCAUUCAAUUGUGAUAAAUAAAAGAGCUGUUGGAAAGGGUGAGUUACAAAAUCCUUUUAAAAGCAAUUACAGUUUUAGUGAAACUAACAGUAGUGUAAAAACACCACACUUUGUAAAAAAGAAUAAUGUCAGAUUUGAUGCAUCAGGAUCAGAUAAUUAUAAAAGUACUCAAAGUAAUGCAGCUCUUUCAGAAAAUCAAGUCAAUAAUUGUACUAGAGAUAAUGCUAGAGUUAAAAUAAAUUACGAGUAUAAAUCCUUUCAAGAUAAAACAAAAACUCAAAGUACUGCUAAAAAUUCCAGUAUUGAAAAUGAUAAUUCAGUAUCAAACUCUGAGCCUAACACUAAAAAGAAGAAGAAAAAGAGAAAACCUAAAGUUAAAAAACUACAACCUCUGCAAACAGGUAAAAUUACUAUUCUUAGUGCUGAAACACUUUCAAAAAUUCGUAAUCAAUCCAGUGUGCAAUCAACAUUCAAUUCAUGCAAGAUUCAAAACGCUAAGACAAACAUAAAUGAUUCUGAGGAAUAUCCUGAGCUAGGAACAGCUCUUAUACAUAAAUCUAAUAAAGAAAAUGUUUCAUCAAGUUCUGCCAGUAAAAGUAAUGAACAAGAAAUGGCCACUGAAAGCUCUGUAAUUCCCAAGUUACCCAACAGUUUUACUGGGGAACAAGUCACAGAUGUUGUGAGAACUAACCAAAGUAAUAAAGCAAGUGAUGACAUAGUUCCUGCUAAAAGUCAAGAAAAAAUUGCUAUACACGUGAACUCCCCCAUUACUAUAUCAUUUUUGGAUAUACGCUUUUAAAUACAUCUAAGGUAUGUGAAGUGUUAUUUUGAAGUACUUAUUUUAUGAAGGUUGCUUAAAUGCUGGUUGAAUAAAGGUUGCUUAUA